CCCAGGCACAGCACAGAGAAGACGCUGAAUAAGAAACGCGAAGGGAGGCUUUGAGAAGAAAGCAAAAGCAUCACUUCUCACCAGCGAACAGUGCCUGCUGUUCCUCUUACACACCUUCAAGCUGCGAGAUCAAUGAUCGCAGUGAGACAUACCGGUGCGUAAAGUUGUUGAGCUGAUCCGCCCGUCUCCCGCUCCCGCUUAACAUUAUUGCUGACAUUUGCGGACGAUCGCUCUGCUGAGGUCCCGGUUCCAGCGUGGAUUUAAGAGCCCAUCAUAGUGUCGUUGUUCGUGGAUGAGCAAGGCUUGUUGCAUGAGAUUUCAAGACUCAUCGUGCGGAAUUACAACCAUGAACUUUGUUGUCACUUUGGUACAAAUCCUUUUGGCAGAGGUUCUUUACCUGUCCACUGUAAUGACUGCCAGCAUUAACAAGGGAGUGGAGAAGAGUAAAAAUAAUGCCAUCCCUCUCACCGAAGUCCUCACCAAGAGUAUGUGUCAGCCCAGGGAGAUGCUGGUGGACAUCUUCCAGGAGUAUCCGGAGGACACGGAGCAUACCUACAUCCCUUCCUGUGUGGUCCUCAAGCGCUGUGGUGGCUGCUGCAGUGACGAAGCACUGGAGUGUGUACCAACGGAAAGCCGCAACAUCACGUUGCAGGUAAUGCGGUUGAGACCAAAGGUAUCAGAGCAUACCAUUCACUUAAGUUUCACAGAGCAUCAACAGUGUGUGUGCAGGCAAAAGCCAGAUGUUCAAGUUAACAAAGAAUACCACUGUGCGCCUUGCUCAGAGAGAAGAAAACGCUUGUUUGUGCAGGACCCUCUCACCUGUAAAUGUUCCUGCAAAUUCACACAAUUAGACUGCAAGUCCAGGCAACUUGAGUUAAACGAAAGAACUUGCAGAUGUGACAGACCUAGGAGAUGAGACCAGCAACACUGUUAUGAAGGAAUUUUUUUCUUGGCACAGCACUUUGAAACCCAAGGAUGCAUUCCCUGCAAGGACACGAAACGACAACGCAAGACAGGACAUUCUGGAUGCAGAUCUUGCUACUGUCUGUUUUCCACCAAAAGAG
Messenger RNA from Toxotes jaculatrix (banded archerfish), 1064 nucleotides. RefSeq names its product vascular endothelial growth factor Aa (gene vegfaa). Gene Ontology annotation, molecular function: growth factor activity; chemoattractant activity; heparin binding. The record is from RefSeq and is a predicted model, not a curated record. Gene Ontology annotation, cellular component: membrane. Bases 293 to 916 code for a protein of 207 amino acids. Gene Ontology annotation, biological process: positive regulation of mast cell chemotaxis; positive regulation of protein phosphorylation; vascular endothelial growth factor receptor signaling pathway. The transcript has 8 exons. NCBI's taxonomy places the organism in Eukaryota, Metazoa, Chordata, Actinopteri, Toxotidae.